Molecule: messenger RNA, 1771 nt
Organism: Penaeus monodon (black tiger shrimp)
Lineage: Eukaryota; Metazoa; Arthropoda; Malacostraca; Decapoda; Penaeidae
Product: blastula protease 10-like
Biological process (GO): proteolysis
Molecular function (GO): metalloendopeptidase activity; zinc ion binding
Source: RefSeq, a predicted model, not a curated record
GGUGGAGGGGGAGGAAUUGCUCGAGAAACUGGGGGACACGAUGCUGACCCCGGAGCAGCUGGCCGCCAUCCUCAACAGGAAGGCGAUCAACGACGUCACCAGAUUCUGGCCUGAUGUCAACGGCUUCCCUCACAUUCCCUAUACCUUUGAGGAUGACCUGGUUGACAAGGCAGCCGUCCGGAGCGCCAUCCAGCACUGGAUCGACAACACCUGCCUCACCUUCACCGAGGUCUCGAACACCAGCACUGGAGAACGCAUUAAGUUCAUCCGCCACGCUUCCUCCUGUAACUCUUACGUGGGAAUGGUCAGCGGCAGCGGAGGACAGAUCAUCAACGUGCCUGUGUGGUGUGAGCAGUCGUUUGGCAGUCUGGUUCACGAGGUCGGACACGCCUUGGGCUGCUGGCAUGAGCAAUCGAGGUCAGACCGAGAUGAACACAUCCUAAUUCUCACACAAAACAUCAUAUCAUCGGCUGUUUAUAACUUUAACCUUAUGACGACCAACAAUUAUGGUGUGCCGUAUGACUAUUCCUCAAUUAUGCAUUACGAUGCGCAGGGCUUCUCUCUGAACAGCCGCAAUACCAUCGUGACCAAAGACCCGAGGUUCCAAGCUGAAAUUGGCCAGCGCGUAGGCCUCUCCCACAUGGACAAGCUCUUAGUAAACACCAUGUACGGCUGUACAGACAAACUCCUCAUCACGUGCGGACUACCUAGUGAUCCCUGUCAGAAUAAUGGUUAUUUAGGAAGUGACUGCACUUGUGUGUGUCCUGAUGGAACUUCAGGGAGCAACUGCGAGACUGUUAAUACACUCUAUAAUGAUGCUAUUCUAUACUUCAACACUGAGAUCGUCACAGUUGAGAAAACUGUUUCAACCGUGAACCACCCUAAUGCUUUCCCUCAUGAUUCGGAUUUCGUCAAAUGGAUAAUCGCCCCCGAGUGUAAUGAAGUAAAACUGACCUUCAUGGCAUUCAACGUGUACCAAGCGGUUUCAAUAAUGGUAAACGGCGUUAGCACACUCGGCUGUUGGUACGAUGCCCUGGAAAUCAGGACUACUAAUGUAACGGAAGGGCAGUGGUUCUGUGGGACGGAUAUUUCGCCUGGCCAAGAGUUCCAGUCUGUUGGAGGAGAAAUGAUUCUUUAUUUCAAAGUUGGGACAAAUUUCAAACCCGGUUGGUCGGCUGACAUCACCUUUGUUCCCAUUCCUUCCUGCGCGCCUUCGGAGAUAACUACCACCACGACUAAAAGUACAAGUACAUCUUCAACUACAAGUACCACUACAACAACCACAGCCACAUCGACAACAUCAACAACUACAACCACAACAACCACAACCACAACGACCUCGGUUGGUCAGUGUACCUCUAACACAGAAAACGGACUGACUUAUUUCAUUUCUCCAAACUUCCCUGAAUAUUAUCCACCAAACGCAUACUGUACUCUUUCAGGAAUUACAGAGGAGCUCGCCACAGUGAACUUAUUCAUCAGGGUUCUUCGGCUGCGUGCUGGCGACACCCUUGUGAUCCAGAACCCUUACACGCCGCCGCUAACCCUGUCUGGGGAAAAAAGACGAUAUAAGAACACCAUCCCCAGUGCACAAUUCCUCGCUACUUUCACGUCUAAUGCUGUCGGAGAGUGGACGGGUUUCCAUGCACAGUUCAACCCAAGGACCUCCUCUUGCCACCAAGUCCUCUCCGCCAGCCCCGGGGGAGUCAUCACGUCGCCGAGGUUCCCCCACAGGCACCCGGGGAAGAAGUACUGUGAAUGGAAAAUCAUG